CUACUUUCUGUAAACACGUCAUUGUGACAACAUGACGAAUUGUAUAAAAACAUUCGACUUGGACAUCGGGAGUCCAGUUUAAUUCUUUUGUUUCAACAAUAAGUGUGGAAUUUAAAAUUCAUCCAUUUUACAUCUGUUGGACCUUUACACCCACACAAGAAUGGAAACCUUACCUCAAAAAAUUAUUGACAUAGAAACAAUAUGUCGUGAAUAUUUUUAUGUCUGUGACUUAGCCCAAAAAGAUUCUCCAGUAAGUUUGGAGAGACUUCAUGUCUCAUGGUAUGAUGUCAGAUGGAGAGACGAUACAGCAAGCCAAUCGAAACCUUACAUCAGAAAUAUCAACGUAAACUACGCCCCUGGAGCGAGUGACACUCUCAGUGAUCUAGUUGUUACGAAAACCAAUAAGAAAGAAAGAGAGCUGAAAUUCACAGAUUUGCUCGUAAGAGGAUUAUACGAUAAAAAUGAAAUAGUACUCAGUUUAGACUCUAAUGUGCUAGAUGGCGAUAUGUGUCGUCUGUUCAGUGAAUCCAUGAAAGUCAACAUUGGUCAAGAGGUGAAUAUCUUAGCGACCCAAGACCCGUCCGGUAAUGUUGAAGAACAUGCAACAAACAAAAAGCAACAGAAUGCCAAGAUUGUAGACCAGCCCAACCAUUGUUUUGCUACUUUCUGGUUUACACUGGAGCUUAGCGGCAUAGUCCGUUGCUUGUCUUAUGGUUAUCCUGAGCAGACUAUUGAAGAAAUAUUUCGCAGAAUGGGAUGCGGACCAACCCAAUUUGGUAUGACCGGAACCUGUACUUUCAAUUGGGCAUCUAAGCCUAAAAUCUCUUGGCACUACUAGAGUCCCCUUACAGGCAGUUUGUGAUGAAUGCUUCAGAAAUAUGUGUGUUUGAUAUUGUGUUUGAUUAAUGUUUUUGUUUUUUUACAAAUAUAUAUUUAAAAGUCUGAAAGUAAUGAUGCAGUUUUAUUCAUUUUCUAAUUUAUAAAUUACAGUUUAUUGUGUAUAGGCUACGUACUACGUAAAGAAUUAAAUUAGCUUGAUUUUAACUUCUUAUCUUCCAACGUUUUACUUUUGUUACAUGCAAUGUUACAUGCGUAGAAAAUUACUAUUUUUAUUUGCAUCUCAUUAUGUGUUUGUUAUCAUGAAUUUUUAAUAAAUAAGCUAUUUGUUAGUUCUUUUGUCUUUAUAAUUUCAAGGUUAUUAAUAUUGGCCUAGGCCUUAAAACUAAAUGUUAAAUACUUUUUUAUGCAUAACUUUAGUGAAAACGUAUCAAACAGGAUGAAAGGGUUAGUCAUUGAAAGAUAAGAGAUGUAUUCAUGAAUUAAAGUUAAAAUACGAUGAUAAUAAAGUGCAAUUUCAUACUCAUAAGAAUAAUAAAGUCAAAAGCAUU
Molecule: messenger RNA, 1388 nt
Organism: Biomphalaria glabrata
Lineage: Eukaryota; Metazoa; Mollusca; Gastropoda; Planorbidae
Exons: 6
Coding region: 161-838 (225 amino acids)
Source: RefSeq, a predicted model, not a curated record